Molecule: messenger RNA, 2968 nt
Organism: Rhinolophus ferrumequinum (greater horseshoe bat)
Lineage: Eukaryota; Metazoa; Chordata; Mammalia; Chiroptera; Rhinolophidae
Gene: TARDBP
Product: TAR DNA binding protein
Exons: 6
Coding region: 322-1566 (414 amino acids)
Biological process (GO): regulation of gene expression
Cellular component (GO): nucleoplasm
Molecular function (GO): RNA binding
Source: RefSeq, a predicted model, not a curated record
AAGCUCACGCAUCCACGUUGCCUCAAGUUUAGCUUUUCAGGCCCAGGUGCUGGUCUUAUUUUAACCUUCAACUCAACUCCAUAUGUUCAGUCUCCCAGGAGGGAGUCCUACGUCUCUGGCGAGAGGGCUGUGGUGUCCCCGUGCGACGCGCUUCCCCUCUUGACGGGGAUCCGGUGGGAGAGGACGACGGCCGGCGAGGGGAGGAGGCGGCCCUAGCGCCAUUUUGUGGGAACGAAACGGUAUCUGGGCUGUUCCUGGAUCCCUGGCUGCUUGAGUUUCCCUGUCGCGCUUCCUAGCAGCGGCCUAGCGGAAAAAUAAAAGAUGUCUGAGUAUAUUCGGGUAACCGAAGAUGAGAAUGACGAGCCCAUUGAAAUACCAUCGGAAGACGAUGGCACGGUGCUGCUGUCCACAGUUACAGCCCAGUUUCCCGGGGCCUGUGGGCUGCGCUACAGAAACCCAGUGUCGCAGUGUAUGAGAGGUGUCCGGCUGGUAGAAGGAAUUCUGCACGCCCCAGACGCUGGCUGGGGAAAUCUAGUAUAUGUUGUCAACUACCCCAAAGAUAACAAAAGAAAAAUGGAUGAGACAGAUGCUUCAUCAGCAGUGAAAGUGAAAAGAGCAGUCCAGAAAACAUCUGAUUUAAUAGUGUUGGGUCUCCCAUGGAAAACAACUGAACAGGAUCUAAAAGAAUAUUUUAGUACCUUUGGAGAAGUUCUUAUGGUUCAGGUCAAGAAAGACAUUAAAACUGGUCAUUCAAAAGGAUUUGGCUUUGUUCGAUUUACGGAAUAUGAAACCCAGGUGAAAGUAAUGUCACAGCGACAUAUGAUAGAUGGACGGUGGUGUGACUGUAAACUUCCUAAUUCUAAGCAAAGCCCAGAUGAGCCUUUGAGAAGCAGAAAGGUGUUUGUUGGGCGCUGCACAGAGGACAUGACAGCUGACGAGCUGCGGCAGUUCUUCUGCCAGUACGGAGAGGUGGUGGACGUCUUCAUUCCCAAACCGUUCAGGGCUUUUGCCUUUGUUACCUUUGCCGAUGACCAGGUUGCCCAGUCUCUUUGUGGCGAGGACUUGAUCAUUAAAGGAAUCAGCGUACAUAUAUCCAAUGCUGAACCUAAGCACAAUAGCAAUAGACAGUUAGAAAGGAGUGGAAGAUUUGGUGGUAAUCCGGGUGGCUUUGGGAACCAGGGUGGGUUUGGUAACAGCAGGGGGGGUGGAGCUGGCUUGGGAAACAAUCAAGGUAGUAACAUGGGGGGAGGGAUGAACUUCGGUGCUUUCAGCAUUAACCCGGCGAUGAUGGCUGCAGCCCAGGCAGCGCUGCAGAGCAGCUGGGGCAUGAUGGGCAUGCUGGCCAGCCAGCAGAGCCAGUCGGGCCCGUCAGGUAACAACCAAAGCCAAGGCAGCAUGCAGAGGGAGCCGAAUCAGGCCUUCGGUUCUGGAAGUAACUCGUACAGUGGUGCUAAUUCAGGGGCAGCGAUUGGGUGGGGCUCGGCAUCAAACGCAGGCUCAGGCAGCGGUUUUAAUGGCGGCUUUGGCUCAAGCAUGGAUUCUAAACCUUCCAGCUGGGGCAUGUAGGCAGUGGGUGAUGGCUGGUUGUACAGACUGGUGGGAAUUCAAAUUUUUCUAAACUCAUGGUAAGUAUAUUGUAAAAUACAUAUGUACUAAGAAUUUUCAGAAUUGGUUUGUUCAGUGUGAAGUAUAUUCAGCAGUAUUUUUGACAUUUUUCUUUAGAAAAAGGAAGAGCUAAAGGAAUUUUAUAAGUUUUGUUACAUAAAGGGUUGAAAUAUUGAGUGUUUGAAAGUGAACUGCUGUUUGCCUGAUUGGUAAACCAACACACUACAACCGAUAUCAAAAGGUUUCUCCUGUAAUAUUUUAUCCCUGGACUUGUCAAGUGAAUUCUUUGCAUGUUCAAAAUGGAAACCAUUGAUUAGAACUACAUUCUUUUUUCCUUGUUUUAAUUUGAACCCCACCAUACGGAUUUUCCCCUUAGGAACAUCUCCUUUUUGGAGAUCAUGGUGUCCCAGUGUUCGUUCGGUUCUUUUGUUUUUUAACACUUGUCUCCCUUCAUAUGCGAAAGUACAAUACGAAGCCUUCAUUUAAUCUCUGCAGUUCAUCUCAUUUCAAAUGUUUAUGGAAGAAGCACUUCAUUGAAAGGGGUGCUGUAGAUACUCUGCCGUAGGAAUACUUCUGUCUACAUGCUUUCUCAUUCAAGAGUUCGUCAUCACACUGCACAGGCUGCGUCUUUGACGGUGGGUGUCCCAUUUUUAUCCGCUACUCUUUAUUUCAUGGAGUCGUAUCAACGCUAUGAACGCAAGGCUGUGAUAUGGAACCAGAAGGCUGUUUGAACUUUUGAAACCUUGUGUGGGAUUGAUGGUGGUGCCGAGGCAUGAAAGGCUAGUAUGAGCGAGGAAAGGAGAGAGCGCGUGCAGAGACUUGGUGGUGCAUAAUGGAUAUUUUGUAACUUGGCGAGAUGUGUCUCUCAAUCCUGUGGCUUUGGUGAGAGAGUGUGCAGAGAGCAAUGAUAGCAAAUAAUGUACGAAUGUUUCUUGCAUUCAAAGGACAUCCACAUCUGUUGGAAGACUUUAAGUGAGUUUUGUUCUUAGAGAACCCACGUUAGUUGAAUGUGUUAAGUGAAAUGAUACUUGUAUUUCCCCUACCCCUUUGUCAACUGCUGUGAAUGCUGUAUGGUGUGUGUUCUCUUCUGUUACUGAUCUGUAAGUGUGGUAAUGUGAACUGAAGCUGAUGGGUUGAGAACAUGGACUGAGCUUGUGGUGUGCUUUGCAGGAGUACUUGGAAGCAGAGUUCACCAGUGAGCUGGGGGUGUCUCAAAGAAGGGUGGAAGUUCUAAUGUCUGUUAGCUACCCUUAAGAAUGCUGUUUGCUGCAGUUCUGUGUCCUGUGCUUGGAUGCUUUUUAUAAGAGUUGUCAAUGUUGGAAAUUCUUAAAUAAAACUGAUUUAAAUAAUAUGUGUCUUUGUU